Camelina sativa (false flax) is the source of this 405-nucleotide messenger RNA. RefSeq names its product pectinesterase 3-like. Lineage: Eukaryota; Viridiplantae; Streptophyta; Magnoliopsida; Brassicales; Brassicaceae. Gene Ontology annotation, biological process: cell wall modification. Gene Ontology annotation, molecular function: pectinesterase activity. The record is from RefSeq and is a predicted model, not a curated record.
AUGGUAAUUUCAAAACGACCGACAGCGGUGUUCCAGAACUGCAGCACUAUGCUACAACAGCCACUUUUGGGACAGGUGGUAACUGUCACAGCACAAGCCGCCAUUGAUCGAGAAAGCAACACCGGUUUCUCCAUCACACAUAGUAAAAUCAUACCAUACGACGGUAAUUUCAGAGUAUAUCUAGGACGUCCAUGGAAGAGCUACGCUAGAGUCAUUGUCAUGCAUACCGAGUUGAGUUGGCUGGCUUGGAACAACUUAACGGAUCCUCCUCCUCUGAUAGUAACAUUGGGAGAAUACCAAAACUAUGGACCGGGUUCCGACGGGACUAAGAGAGUCAAUUGGAUUGGAAAUAUUCUGGUAACGACAGAAGAGGAGACGAAGAAGUUUUUGUUGAUGAGUUUCUGA